Daphnia carinata is the source of this 2143-nucleotide messenger RNA. RefSeq lists its product as uncharacterized. The record is from RefSeq and is a predicted model, not a curated record. The transcript is spliced from 2 exons. Bases 87 to 1970 code for a protein of 627 amino acids. NCBI's taxonomy places the organism in Eukaryota, Metazoa, Arthropoda, Branchiopoda, Diplostraca, Daphniidae.
GCCUCUUCGAUCCAGCAAGAGCCCAGUUGUUAAAGAGUUUCAAUUGUCUUGCUUCAAAGUAUCUGUUUGAUCCAAGCUGCGCCAAAAUGGGCUGCACCAGCAUUGCGAUGCUGUUGGCUGUUUUGCUGAUAGCUGGAUCAACCGGUGGUGUGCCGAUGGGUUCGUCUUCAUCUGGGUACGGUAGUUAUUCUUACCAAACAACCACUGCUGCCCCGUACUACACCACGACGUAUGCAGCUCCAACAUACUACACCACAAAGGCGCCCGAGUACUACACCACGACGUAUGCAGCUCCAACAUACUACACUACAAAGGCGCCCGAGUACUACACCACGACGUAUGCUGCUCCUACUUACUACACGACAAAGGCCCCCGAGUACUACACCACGACGUAUGCUGCUCCUACUUACUACACGACAAAGGCCCCCGAGUACUACACCACGACGUAUGCUGCUCCUACUUACUACACGACAAAGGCCCCCGAGUACUACACCACGACGUAUGCUGCUCCUACUUACUACACGACAAAGGCCCCCGAGUACUACACCACGACGUAUGCUGCUCCUACUUACUACACGACAAAGGCCCCGGAGUACUACACAACGACGUAUGCAGCUCCAACAUACUACACUACAAAGGCGCCGGAGUACUACACCACGACGUAUGCAGCUCCAACAUACUACACUACAAAGGCGCCCGAGUACUACUCUACACCGAGCUAUUACACAGAGGCGCCAGUGUAUUACACAACCUACGCUAAUCCAAGCUACUAUACUGAAGCUCCCGCCUACUAUACCUCAAAGGCUCCUGAGUAUUAUACCACAACGUACGCUUCUCCAGCUUACUACACCGAGUCCACGAAAUACUACUCUGCUCCGAGUUACACAACUGUGUCGUACUACACCACGACCGAGGCGCCCAAGUACUACGUGGCUCCAACAUACUACACAGCAGCUGCCCCGUCUUAUUACGCUGAGCCGACAUACUACGCUGCCCCAAGUUAUUACACAACAGCUGCUCCCUCGUACUACGUGGAACCUACUUACUACACAACUUAUGCUGCCCCGUCUUACUACACAGAGGCUCCUCAAUACUACACUACGAAGGCUGCUGAAUACUACACCACAACUGCCGCUCCAGCCUAUUACAGUGAGGCUCCGCAAUACUACACUACAAAGGCUCCCGAGUACACGACAUAUGCUGCGCCAAGCUACUAUACCGAGCCUCCUAUGUACUACACCACGACAUACGCCGCUCCAGUUUACUACACCGAAGCUACCAAGUAUUACUCAGCCCCAAGUUACUACCAGACAGAGGCUCCACAAUACACAACAACGUAUGCUGCCCCAAGCUAUUAUACGGAACCACCGAUGUACUACACCACCACGUAUGCGGCUCCGGUUUACUACACAGAAGCUCCGCAAUAUUACACCACAAAGGCUACUGAAUACUACACGACUAAAGCCCCGGAGUAUUACACACAGAAGGCAGAAUACUACACCACAACGUACGCUGCCCCGGCUUACUACACCGCUGCACCAAAGUAUUACCAGACCGAGGCUCCACAAUACUACACUACAAAGGCUGCUGAAUACUACACCACAACGUAUGCUGCCCCAAGCUACUAUUCCGAGGCCCCGAAGUACUACACUACCACCUAUGCUGCCCCGGCUUAUUACACCGAGGCGCCACAGUACUACACGACAAAGGCUGCUGAAUACUACACAACUAAAGCCCCGGAGUACUACACAAAAAAAGCUGAAUACUACACCACAACGUACGCUGCUCCAACUUACUACACUGAGGCAACCAAGUAUUACCAAACUGAAGCUCCAAAAUACUACACGACAAAAGCGCCAGAAUAUUACACUACUACCUACGGCACACCCAGUUACUACACUGAGGCUCCAGUCUACUACACAACUUAUGCUGCACCGUCCUACUACACUGAGGCUACCAAAUACUACUAGCUGCUUCGUGGGUAUGCCAAAAAAAUGUUCACUUGUUCGUUACUAAGUUAAACAUAUGUACGAUAGUUUUUGAAUUUUGGUUAAUCGCUAUGCCACAUUAUUCCUCCGCUAGUCAUUCCCAUGGAAUACGGUUACGAAAUAUGCUCAAUAAAGUAUUUAUUCGAUUAGGAAAA